Molecule: messenger RNA, 934 nt
Organism: Ceratina calcarata
Lineage: Eukaryota; Metazoa; Arthropoda; Insecta; Hymenoptera; Apidae
Exons: 4
Coding region: 318-899 (193 amino acids)
Source: RefSeq, a predicted model, not a curated record
GAAAUCUGUUAUCUGUAAAUAGCUUUCAAUAGGCAUAAUUUACAUUAAUUCAUGCUUCUGAUUUAGCAAUUGCCAAUAAUAAGAACAGUGCGACGUAACCGGAGAGGAAUACAGCAAACCGAAAGGUUCACGCCAUCGUACGGCCAGCGUGACAAUACGCGUGUCGCAAACCGGUUGAUAAUAACUAUUUAAAAAAUGUUACAAAGCCUGAAAAUACUAAAAUUUAUAAAAUGUUUCACGGAGUUAGUUUGAAUCAUCUGAUCUAAAUUAUGCGAUUCAAUGAGAAACAAUAGGAAAUUAAAAUGUAAUGGGAACAAAUGAAGAAGCGCAAGACGAGUGUUGAGGUGGAGAGGCAUUCAAUGAAUUUGAUAGGAAAGUGGGAGCGACGGACAGAAGAAAUUUGGGAGCACGACCUUUCCACGGAUAUGCAGAUUGGAGCAUCCACGGAAGGCUACGAGAGAGUCGGGCUAAAUUGCGAAGAGGAUCGAAUGAUCGUUCAGGUUGAAACGUCUAAAGAUUUCUCAGGGGUGAUUUACACUCAGGGUAGUUUCCACUCCAGGCAAUUACCUUGUUUCAUCGAUCCCGACCGCGGUGGCAAUUUUACUCUGACUAUACCAUUCAAUAAAUGUGGAAUAAAAAAGGAGGGCGAUAGAUAUAAAAAUAUUCUAGUUCUCCAGCAUGACGAUGAAUUAAUCAUACCAGGUGACGCAGCAUUCGUUCUUGAAUGUGAAUCUCAACUAAAAUCGAACCAAGUAGAAAGGGAAAUUAAAUCGAGCAUCUCUCUGGUGGACGCUGAUCCCGGCAGAGAUAAAUCGAAAAGGUUCGGAUACGCAGCGAGCUAUACGAAGGAGGUCGUAUUCGCGCCUAAGUCGAUCCUCAGGGUGAACGACGAGUUGUAAAUUAUUCAUUGAAUAAAAAAAAUAAUGAAUUCAAA